CCCCAGGUGGGUUUUGCAGAUCCAACACGUCUCCAAACAAAAUUCCACCAUUAUUAACGAUGAUAAUGAUGUCGUAAUAUACACACACACACCCACACCCACACUCACACCAAACAUUUCUCAAUCCACACUCUCUCUCAUAACUCAUUUUCCAAAAAAAAAAUAAAAAGAACCCCCUUUGAAAGUUUUGGUUCAGUUCUCCAUAAUUGGACCAGAAGUAGCACUAAUACUCGGUGUUAAUUUAGUUCUGGGUCUCUCUCUGCCUCUUUGUCACAUCCCUUCCUUUUCUUGACGUGCGUCGGUGAACGUGAAACAGAGAAAAAAAGAAAACAAAGAAAAGAAAAGAAAGAGAAGAGAAGAGAUCAUUUAAUGGCUGAAGUUAAGGACCUUCCCUAAUAAUUUAUAUUAUAUAGAUCACCUCGAUAUACUCUCUCCCCAUUCCCAUCAACAUCGUCACUAGCUCUUGCCCAUAACUCUAUUUAAUCCAAGAAACAGAGCAUUAGUGGGUUUUAUAAGAAGAAGGGGCAGUAGUAGUGAAAAUCACAGAAUAACAUUGGUUUUGAUCUGAGAAUAUGGGAAACUGCCAGGCGGCGGAGGCGGCGACGGUGGUGAUUCAGCACCCGGGGAAUGCGAAGAUCGAGAGGAUUUACUGGUCGGUGAGCGCCAACGAGGUGAUGACGAAGAACCCCGGGCAUUACGUGGCUCUGGUUGUUACGUCGCCGACAAUGAAGACGGAGAAGGGUACGCCAUUGAAGCAGCUCAAGCUUCUCCGCCCCGACGACACGCUCCUCAUCGGCCACGUCUAUCGCCUCGUCAGUUUCGAAGAUGUAUUGAAGGAGUUCGCAGCCAAAAAGUGCGUGAAACUGGGGAGGUUGCUGAAGGAAAGAGGAGGGCUUGGCCUCGACUUGAGGAAGAAAGACUCAUCGGAUGUUGGUCCCACUAGUCGGAGUCUCAAACCUGAUAACUGCAAUUCCUUCAAGACGGGCCAUGAGGUUCACCGCCUAGGAAGCAACGUGGGCAGCAGCAGAAGGCACUACGGAUCAGUUGGUGAAGGUGGUGGGCAAUGGAGGCCAGCCUUGCAGAGCAUUGCUGAGGUUGGAACUUGAUCGCUUCCGUUUCAUGCAUUGCCUACCACAUCUCUCGCCAAUAUGUCUCUUCCUACAACCUCUCUUCCUCUGUCGUUUCUCUAUCCUCAGGAAUAAUGAAGCAAAGCCCAACC
Molecule: messenger RNA, 1219 nt
Organism: Morus notabilis
Lineage: Eukaryota; Viridiplantae; Streptophyta; Magnoliopsida; Rosales; Moraceae
Exons: 3
Coding region: 573-1106 (177 amino acids)
Source: RefSeq, a predicted model, not a curated record